AACCGUGGAUUUCCUAUUACUCUCGUUACGACUCACUGAGCCCCAGGCCCAAGGAUAAUGAUGUGUUGUUUCUUGGUAGCAUAAUUUGUCACACGUACAUUUUUUCUUCUUCUUCUCUUGCAGAAAGCUCUGCUCCCUCUCUCUCUCCCUCUCUCUCUCCUCUCUCUCUCCCUCUCUCUUUCUCUCUUUUCUCCCUCUCCUACAUUUUCUUGCUGUUGCUAAUUCAUGGUGAUCAAAUGAUGUACGACAAAAUAAAUUGUAAAGAGUGACUGCCUGGAGUUGGGAACCAGAAGGUGCUUUCCCCCCCUCCCAAGGAGAGAGCAAACCUUUAAAAAGGAACGACAAUUGAUUUUUUGGGGGGGAGCUCAAGUGAGCCUUGACUUUGCAGCUGGUUGAGAGCAGGUUGGAGGAGGGUUUAAAGCCAGGUGCGCCCAGCCAGCUCGCCAUGUCCAGAUCGGGGGACAGGACCUCCACCUUCGACCCCAGCCACAGCGACAACCUGCUGCACGGCCUCAACCUGCUGUGGAGGAAGCAGCUGUUUUGCGACGUGACCCUGACGGCCCAGGGCCAGCAGUUCCACUGCCACAAGGCCGUGCUGGCCUCCUGCUCGCAGUACUUCCGAUCGCUCUUCUCCAGCCACCCGCCUCUCGGGGGAGGAGGGGUCGGCGGCCAGGACGGCCUGGGGGCCCCCAAGGACCAACAGCAGCCGCCGCCGCAGCAGCAGCAGCCACAGCAGCAGCCGCCGCCGCCGCAGGAGGAGCCCGGGACUCCUUCCUCCUCCCCCGACGACAAGCUGCUGACCAGCCCCCGGGCCAUCAACAACCUGGUGCUGCAAGGCUGCUCGUCCAUCGGGCUGCGCCUGGUGCUCGAGUACCUCUACACGGCCAACGUGACCCUGUCCCUGGACACGGUGGAGGAGGUGCUGUCGGUCAGCAAGAUCCUGCACAUCCCCCAGGUCACCAAGCUCUGCGUGCAGUUCCUCAACGACCAGAUCUCGGUGCAGAACUACAAGCAGGUGUGCAAGAUCGCCGCGCUGCACGGCCUGGAGGAGACCAAGAAGCUGGCCAACAAGUACCUGGUGGAGGAUGUGCUGCUGCUCAACUUCGAGGAGAUGCGCGCCCUGCUGGACUCGCUGCCGCCCCCCGUGGAGUCAGAGCUGGCGCUCUUCCAGAUGUCCGUGCUGUGGCUGGAGCACGACCGCGAGACCCGCAUGCAGUACGCGCCCGACCUCAUGAAGCGCCUCCGCUUCGCGCUCAUCCCGGCCCCGGAGCUGGUGGAGCGGGUCCAGUCCGUGGAUUUCAUGCGCACCGACCCGGUCUGCCAGAAGCUGCUACUGGACGCCAUGAACUACCACCUGAUGCCCUUCAGGCAGCACUGCAGGCAGAGCCUGGCCAGCAGAAUUCGUUCUAACAAGAAAAUGCUGUUGUUGGUUGGAGGGUUGCCUCCUGGACCGGACCGGCUCCCCAGCAAUUUGGUUCAGUAUUACGACGAUGAAAAGAAGACAUGGAAAAUACUCACAAUUAUGCCAUACAACAGUGCCCACCACUGCGUCGUGGAGGUGGAAAACUUCUUGUUCGUGUUGGGCGGAGAGGACCAAUGGAAUCCAAAUGGAAAACAUAGCACAAAUUUUGUCAGCCGAUACGAUCCUCGAUUUAACAGCUGGAUUCAACUUCCCCCUAUGCAAGAAAGAAGAGCCAGUUUCUAUGCCUGUCGGUUGGACAAACAUUUAUAUGUAAUUGGUGGAAGGAAUGAAACUGGCUACCUGUCCAGCGUGGAGUGCUAUAACUUAGAGACAAACGAAUGGCGUUAUGUGUCCUCCUUGCCACAGCCCCUGGCAGCUCACGCCGGAGCCGUGCACAAUGGGAAGAUAUACAUUUCAGGGGGUGUACAUAACGGAGAAUAUGUCCCAUGGCUAUAUUGUUAUGACCCUGUAAUGGAUGUCUGGGCUCGGAAACAAGAUAUGAACACAAAACGUGCAAUCCACACUUUGGCUGUAAUGAAUGACCGCCUGUAUGCAAUUGGAGGAAACCAUUUGAAAGGAUUCUCCCACCUUGAUGUCAUGCUUGUGGAAUGCUAUGACCCCAAAGGUGAUCAGUGGAAUAUUCUCCAAACUCCCAUUUUGGAAGGUCGAAGUGGGCCUGGCUGUGCAGUGUUGGAUGACAGUAUUUACCUUGUGGGAGGCUACAGCUGGAGUAUGGGGGCCUACAAGUCAUCUACAAUAUGCUACUGUCCAGAGAAAGGAACCUGGACAGAACUUGAAGGAGAUGUAGCAGAACCCCUGGCAGGCCCUGCUUGUGCGACAGUUAUCCUGCCUGCCUGUGUACCGUACAACAAAUAACACUAACAAAUCCUGGAAUGAACAGUGUCACAUUUGAGGAAGCAGUGACAGGUCAUGUCACUAUCGUCAUAGGAACAAUGCAUUCCCAUGGUACAACUGCCAAAACCCACCCUUGGUUUCUGAUGAUUUACAAGUGACUACAAGAGAGAGACCUGUUCUGAACAGAUGCUGUGUGUGUGACUCAGAUCCUACCAGAUCCUUACUGUGGUGACAGACUUCCAUUUCAGACUGGUUUUAACUUGUCCCAGCUUUACAAAAACUCCUCAUAUGGAUGUUAACUUUCCAAAGGACAAAGAUAAGAUACAGAAGACUGACCCCAGGAAGACCUAAGAUCAGUUUUUUGUGCAUUGUAGUCUACCUGCAUGUGAUCUGUGUUGAAGUUUUGGGGAUAUUGUGUUCAUGAAUGAUUCAAAAAUUGGACCCACAAAAAUAUUCACACUGCAUUUCAGAAAUUGCCACUUGAUUCUGUAUUCCUAACCUCUGACUACUUCUCAGACUCCACCUGCAAGACAGUUAUUGAAAGUCAUUUAAGAUUAAAGAGGGGCAUUUUUGUUUCUUUACAACUGCAUUUCUCAUCCCUUCUGAUCUUCACAGCACCUGCCAGGAUCAGAGAACAGAAAGGCGUUGGCUCUUGAAGCAAUUGCUUUCUGCUCCAUGGGUUUCAGGCUAGCCACAAUCAUAAUUUCUGUGUCCUCAAUUUUAUCCAAAAGAUUAAAACAAAAUACACUAUGCCACUAGUCACUUCACAAAGACCUGUGCUUUCUCAUUUGUUUCGGCUUCAAGUAGUGAACACAUUUUUAUUUGGUUCAAAAGGUAGGAUUGACAAAUUCAGUCAUACAGUGUUUUAGAGAUCCUGUCGGAUAACACAUCCGACCCAAACUCAAUUCAUAAUGAAAACUGGGAGAUGGCUUUCGGGGAUUCAGGGGGAGAAAAGAAGGACUAAUUCCUUACUAUUACAAUACCAGUUCUCUCUGUUCCUAAAACACACAAUUCAGAAGAGGCAUAGGAGCCAAUUAUAGCCCCUGAGAGAAUGCUGCUGCUUCUCACCUUUGGCUGGCUCUGGACACAACUUACCCUCACUAUUCCCUCAACUCAUCAUAAUUGGGCUGAUAUCAGAGACACCUGAGCUCAGUUAAGCAGCUGAUGGCUAGCAGUCCUCAGGAGCAUGAGGACUAGAGGGGUGAAGGUCAGGAGGGCAUGAGAUGGUCUCAGAGUGGCCAAUCAUCAAAGCCAGCAGGAACAUAAAUUCGAUGUGCAAGCUCUUCUUGAAUAUCAACUUGUAAGAGUAAAUAAAAGCCUAAAAUUUUUUAAUCACCCAAAGAUGCUAUCAAAUCCCUCAACAACUAUGUCAUUCAAAACAAGAAGGGAAGCCAUGGAAUAAGAAUGCCUUGGUGAUGUCAUGUGGAGCGCGUCAGGAUGGAUGGGUAUGCCAGAAUCCAAUGCAUUUCUACAGUAAAGUGCAAUCUUCGUUGUUUUGUAUUUAUUUGUAUGUUCAGAUCCAAAGGAUCCGUUGUAAAAAAUAUAUAUAAACAGUCUAUCUAGUGCAAUCAGCUCCCAUUUCUUUUUUCUUGAAAACAUGAGUAUAUAGAAAGUUACAGUACUUCGUAGGAAAAUUCCAGCUGACAUCACGAAGAGAACAAGAUCUGUUUCAGAACCUUUUAUUGUCCACUGUCACCGUUUCUUCCAAAAGUCAGUUUAUAUGACAAUAUUUGCUUUCCUUAGACUUGUCCUUCGUCUUAUUUUUAUUUCUACCCAAAAUAAAUAAAAGCAUUUAUGAGAACUGUAAGUAAAGCUUUCUGUAUUUCAGAAAGACACAAACGCCUAGACAGUGAAAAGUGAAUAAAUAAAUCACAGAGAAUGUAAAUUUUGUACAGUAUUAGAAUGUGUAUAUGAAGCUUGCUUGGAAAGGGAAAACUUUAAAUAAAAACUUUAUGUACUAA
This is a messenger RNA of Oryctolagus cuniculus (rabbit), 4278 nucleotides long. RefSeq names its product kelch like family member 14 (gene KLHL14). The record is from RefSeq and is a predicted model, not a curated record. Gene Ontology annotation, molecular function: protein binding. Gene Ontology annotation, cellular component: neuronal cell body; endoplasmic reticulum; neuron projection. NCBI's taxonomy places the organism in Eukaryota, Metazoa, Chordata, Mammalia, Lagomorpha, Leporidae.